AGGGGAGCAAUAGACAGGUAACACAUUAGGCAAAGCUUCUCAUUAUGCCAUCUUCAGGGCGCAAGCUGAUUGGUGCGUGCAACUGUGGGUGGGCCCGUUCCGCUCUGCUCCUGCAGAAGCUAAUGGACAGCUACUGAGGGGGGCCGGCCGGUGACAGAAGAACUGUUUAGGCGCUUUCCUUCCUCUCAUCAGAAUCUAUGCGUCGCUCCGGACUGCACCUUUUAAAAUAAAAUAGAAAUUGCAGCGCUACUUUGGAAAUGGUGUAAAUCUGAUAACGGACGUCCUUUGCGGGCCCUCUCCGCUCCCCCCCCACCUUUCCACAGUUACGGCGUCCGCUGAAGGACCUAAUUGCUGCGAGGCAUCUGCGCUGUGAUACUAAGAGGAGGCGAUGAGGCAAAGGCGCUAGAAAGCAGAAGCAUCAAACAGCUUGAAAGCCCUUGAGAUGUUUCCACGGAUAAAAAUUGUCUUGCUGUAUGUCCUUUCCUUAUUAUUGUUUGGACUUCUUAUGUACAUGCACAAAGAGACCAAGUCAACUAUAAAUUCUGUGACACCUAAGAAGGAGGAUACCCCAAAGGAAGAACUCGCUUUCUGGAAUGCUGCUCCAAAAACAUUCACCAGGUGUCGCCCAAAACCAUUAAACCUCAGUGCUUCAGCAUCUCUUCCUGAGCCUCACCGUCUAUUCCUUAUGUAUAAGCAUUGCAGGAACUUUUCAACUCUACUGAAGCCAAGUAAAUGUGAGAAGGACACUUUUUUAUUAUUGGCCAUCAAGUCUUUGCCUAUCAACAUAGAGCGUCGGAUUGCAAUUAGAAAUACGUGGGGGAAGCAGCAGGACAUUCAGAGCAAGAAGAUCAAACUGCUCUUCCUGCUUGGCAAGAAAGAGGCCACUUUACCUGCUAAAUCACUCCAUCAAUUGUUGUCUUAUGAAAGUACAGAAUUUAAAGACAUAAUCCAGUGGGAUUUUGUGGACAACUUUUUCAACCUAACAUUAAAGGAAAUUCAUUUACUAAGGUGGAUCAACAAAGAAUGCUCGCAUGCCAAGUUCGUGCUGAAUGGAGAUGAUGACGUUUUUAUUAACACCUACAACAUUGUUGAGUUUCUUGAAGGUCUGAACCCAGAUAAAGAUCUCUUUGUUGGUGAUGUAAUUACCAAUGCUGUUCCCAUUAGGAACACAAAAGUAAAAUAUUUCAUCCCCCAUUCUAUGUAUAGUGCGCCUCACUAUCCAUUGUAUGCUGGAGGCGGGGGCUAUGUCAUGUCUAGAAAGACGACUAAAGGCCUCCUGGCUUCUGCUGAAACCACUGACCUUUUCCCCAUUGAUGAUGUGUUUGUGGGAAUGUGCCUCAAAAAAAUGAAUGUAAAACCACAAUUUCAUGCUGGGUUCAAAACCUUUGGAAUUCAAAGACCAGGCAAUCCUUUUGAUCCAUGUUUAUACAAAUGGCUGAUGGUCGUUCACAAGCUAAACCCUACAGAGAUGUGGAUCAUGUGGUCCUUAGUGAAAGAUGAAGAAAUGCGUUGUGCACAAUCUAGAAUCACCUUGUGAAAAAUGAUUUCCAAAGUCAAAAAGAUUUGUGCUAAAACAGGAACACUGAAGCCCUUAGUAUAAUCCCUAUAUCUGCUAAAAUUCUACUAUGGACAUUUUUUAUGUUUUUCCUCUUAUUUAUACGUCUUAGUUAGGUAGAAAUGCAAUAUUAAGCACAAACACACUUGUCUUAGUGUACAUUAGGCUUGUUGACUUUCAUUGACUGGCAUAAUUGUUUCUUCAGUGAUAAAAUGCUUUCAGAAUAUAAGAAUCUCUAUAGACAUUUUGCACACAUAUUUCUAUAGAGCAAAACAUUCACUUUGGUGCUGUUUUCUAAAUGCUGUGUUCACAAAAUCCCUUGCAGUGGUCCUUCUUAGGUUAAAGGGACAAUAGCAAAGAGGAGGGUGUUUUCAUUCAAAAGCAGGGCUGCAACUGGGAAUCUUCUUUGUACAGUGCCUGUGUAUACCUCGUAAACCAAUCAACCUCUUGUCAAAACCAUGCUUUGAUCUUUUAUAUUGUGUUGAUGUGAGUGAGCAAGACACGACUUUAAAUCUUUAACCAUGUUCCAUCUUUCUCUGAGAGCUCAACAAUGAACAGGAGCAGAAUGAAGAGAAAUGGUUCCUUCUGCUACCUCUUAAUUCUGAAAGAGACAGACAGACUAGACAAAAACAGAUUUUAAAAUAUUCUCGUUAAAGAUAUUUUUUUACCCAAUGUCCCAUCAUUUGUACAAAUAUAAAUAGUGAGGAUCAGGAAAUGGUAGGUUUUUGUAUUGGAAAUUAUUAGCUUUUAUUAUAAAGUGUUUUUGUUCAACGUCACUGUAUCAAAAAUAUACGCUCACACCAAAGCUUUUACUUCAGCUUAUGGUAUGUAGCACUUGCCAUGAUUCCAGUUGAAAGUUUCUCUACCUGCCAUCACUGUUAACUCAGAGUAUGUGCUGCUAUUCCACCUUCCUACAGGCUGUCCUGCAUUAUUGACAACUCAAAUACAAGCUGGACCUGCAAAUCUGUCUUUGCUCAAGAGUCUGCCUGUAAGAAACCCUCACUGGGCACCAGUUCUCAGAGGAACAUAUUUACAUAUACUGUAUGUGGAGGUUGAAGAAAUAAAUGCAGCCCUUCUCUCAAAUAACUACUACUUAACAAGGUCCUCCAUCCAACAACAAUUUUUGCACAAUCAAAGAAAGUAUAUCUAGUAUAGGUAAAUCUAAAAACAACUGGACUUGCUGAGUAAUAAAUGAAGACGUUUCACUACUCAGCCGAGCAGCUUCUUCAGUAGUAGAGUAGUGAAACGUCUCCAUUGAUUACUCCGCAAGUCUAGUUUUUUUAGAUUUACCUAUAUACGAUGACCUGGAUUAAUGAAAAUCUUCAUAGUCAGAAAGAAAGUAUGAUUCUAAUCCGCUUUCCAAUAUACAAAAAUUACACAAUUGCAGUGGUUUCAGUGUUGUUUGUGAAUGUUAUUGCUAUUAAAACAAAGUCUCUCUCUUUAUAUCUCUACCGUUUGACUCCUGAAACAAUUUACAAGUCUGCGGAUAUCUGUUACAUUCAGAGUCAGAACCGGGAAACAGAAAGGAAUAAACAAUAUUGUGUUGUUUAAAAACACACACAAAUGCGGAAUUGAUGUAUAUUGAAAAGCUGCUUAGAAUUAGAUUUUUCUUUCAUUAUGUAAAAAACUAAUUUUGGGUGUAAGACCCCCUUUAAAGAUGACCCAAAGUAAAGAUGAAAUACCCUAGGCCUAUUGAAUGGUGUCUCUAUAGUACAGGAGAAGGGGAAACAAUAUGGAGUCCCCUGA
Messenger RNA from Xenopus laevis (African clawed frog), 3301 nucleotides. It is a transcript of the gene b3gnt4.L, whose product is annotated as UDP-GlcNAc:betaGal beta-1,3-N-acetylglucosaminyltransferase 4 L homeolog. Gene Ontology annotation, biological process: glycoprotein biosynthetic process; protein O-linked glycosylation; carbohydrate derivative metabolic process. The coding region runs from base 443 to 1537 and encodes 364 amino acids. Lineage: Eukaryota; Metazoa; Chordata; Amphibia; Anura; Pipidae. The record is from RefSeq and is a predicted model, not a curated record. Gene Ontology annotation, molecular function: glycosyltransferase activity; UDP-glycosyltransferase activity; acetylglucosaminyltransferase activity. The transcript is spliced from 2 exons. Gene Ontology annotation, cellular component: Golgi membrane; membrane.